Messenger RNA from Thunnus maccoyii (southern bluefin tuna), 598 nucleotides. Its product is annotated as antimicrobial peptide NK-lysin-like. The record is from RefSeq and is a predicted model, not a curated record. The transcript has 4 exons. NCBI's taxonomy places the organism in Eukaryota, Metazoa, Chordata, Actinopteri, Scombriformes, Scombridae. The coding region runs from base 41 to 439 and encodes 132 amino acids. Gene Ontology annotation, biological process: lipid metabolic process.
AUUAGCUGAACACAGCUCUGAUGACACAGCAAUAACAACCAUGAUACCAGCCAUCAGCAUCGCUCUUCUCCUGCUCUCUACAACUGUUGUAAAGUCGUGGGGGUCUCUGGAGGACCAAACUGAAGCAGAGGGGGAUUUUUCAUCCCAGUUUAAACAGCAUGUGAGGGAGGGUGCUGACCAUCAUGCAGAGAAGGAAGGAUACUUUGACCAAUAUUGUGAGGCCUGCAAGGACAUCGUCACUAAAGCACAGCAGAAGUUGGCCGGGAAUAAUUCAAAGGAAGAAAUUAAGAAGCAGAUGGAUGCUUCCUGCAGUACACCUUCAAUCCUGAGACAACUAUGCAAGAAAAUCAUCAAACAGUCCAAAGACAAACUGAUUGAUGGUAUAGCCAAAGGCGGGAGUCCCUUGGAUAUAUGUCGUAAACUGAGAUACUGCAAGUGAAAUUCACCUGUCUAUAGAUACUACAUACAAUGUAAUGCAUCUGCCUCACAAUGAAUGUUUCAGCUGUUUGAUUCUGAUUAUAAAAGUCACAUAAAAGUGUACAUGAUGUCUUGUGCUUGCCUUUGCAAUAAAGAAGCUGUGCAGCUAUUUCUCAUCUUC